Molecule: messenger RNA, 1917 nt
Organism: Gavialis gangeticus (Gharial)
Lineage: Eukaryota; Metazoa; Chordata; Crocodylia; Gavialidae
Gene: AGTR2
Product: angiotensin II receptor type 2
Exons: 2
Coding region: 486-1610 (374 amino acids)
Biological process (GO): inflammatory response; blood vessel diameter maintenance; G protein-coupled receptor signaling pathway
Cellular component (GO): membrane
Molecular function (GO): angiotensin type II receptor activity
Source: RefSeq, a predicted model, not a curated record
ACACGUUGCUGCCGUAUGUGGGUUUAUGUAGGAGGAAGGGGGCUGUGGCUGGGCGUAGCUCCACGAGCACCACUGCCCCGAAAGCCAGCUUGGUCUGUUUGUGCAAACCGCAGUUUUUUGGGUUUCUCGUUCCUCCCGUCUGAUUUAUUGCCUGUGUUCACGUGGCCUCGAGAGGGGGAUUCUCAAAGUGUUUUUCUGCCAAAAAAGGGGGGGGAGGGGGCAGAGCAAACUGGCAAGCCUUCCUAUUUCAGCCCUGGAGUUAUGCAUUUAGGUUGAAGUCUCCCAGUGGAGAAAACAGAACAUAUAAGAAAGAAACCAGAGAGCUGGAGAUGUUGCCUGCUGGAAGGACACUGGAGUAGGGGGGCACAUUCGACCGAGAGCCGCCUUCCCCUUGAAAUCUGCCAUUUUUAAGGUGAGCGAUGUGAGGUAGCGGCGUCCGUGCCGCCGACGAGCCAGCAGACGCCCUCUCUGCCCCAGCCCCCAGGAUGUACGGCAACGACUCUGAGCCUCUCCUCCUGGCCGAGGAGCCUCUCCGGUGGCUGAAUUCAUCGCCGGCCAACGCGUCCGCCGAGCAGAACUCCUCAUCGUCCUGUUCGCUCAACAUUUCCGACUAUCAGUUCGCGCUGAUUCCCGUGCUGUACUGCGUUAUCUUUAUCCUGGGGAUUGUAGGCAACAGCAUGGUGGUGGCGGUUCUCUGCCGCCACAGGGGCUCGAAAACCGUCGCGAGCAUUUACUUGUUCAACCUGGCCACGGCAGACUUGCUGUGUCUGGCCACCCUGCCCUUUUGGGCCUCCUAUUACGCCUACGGAUACAACUGGCUCUUCGGGUCCGUGAUGUGCAAAGUGUCGAGCUCUGUUCUGUCCCUCAACAUGUUCGCGAGUAUUUUCUUCAUCACCUGCAUGAGCAUGGACCGGUACCGGGCCAUCGUGCACCCCAUCCGCUCUCAGCGGAGGACACUGCAGCAAGCGUCUGUCAUCGCGCUGGUGGUUUGGGGCCUGGCCUGUUUGUCCUCCCUGCCCACCUUCUAUUUCCGUGACACCUACUAUAUCGAGAGCCUGGGGGUGAACGCGUGCAUCAUGGCUUUCCCCAACGAGAAGUACGAGAAGUGGUCUGCCGGCAUGGCCUGGAUGAAGAACACCCUCGGCUUCCUCGUCCCCCUCAUCGUCAUCACCACGUGCUACACCUGGAUCAGGAUGCACCUGCUGAAAGCACAGGGCUUUGAGAAAAACAAGCAGAAGAGAGACCGGGUCUUGAAACUGGUGGCUGCCGUCGUGGUGGCCUUCAUGCUCUGCUGGCUCCCGUUCCACAUCCUGACCUUCCUGGACGCCCUGGUUCACAUGGGCGUCGUUAACAACUGCGACGUGAUCCGAGUUAUUGACACCGCGUUGCCCUUUGGCAUCUGCCUGGGGUUUGCCAACAGCUGCAUCAACCCCCUGUUGUACGGCUUCAUUGGAAACCAGUUCCAAGAGAGGCUCCACCACUUAUUUAAACUGCGAGUCUACCAGUUUAGCAACAGGGAGAGCUCCUCGUCAAGGAAAGGGAGUUACCUUAAAGAUGCGGAGACCUACGGGAACUGUGAAAAAGGAAGAGGACCGGGAACCGGCUGCUGAGAAGGAGCCUGCGUCGUGCUCUUGCUUUACCCGUUCCUGUACGUCUGAGUGCAGACCGUUCAGAGUAAACGUAUAAGUAAAUAUGUAAAUGACACUGCAACUAUAAAAUGAUGGGGGGGAGGUCACACGACUGUUGUUUAAUACAAGGAUGACGAAUUGAUGCGAACAAAAGAUUGUGAAAUAGAUGCACGUGCAUAAUAUACUAAAUGUUAUAAAGCUGCCUUCCUACAGGAAACGGCCUGGCGUGUUCGCAAGCUGUCGGUCACACGAUCCAAGGAGUUAAUAAAGCAAUGCAGAUAUGACUGUG